Messenger RNA from Glycine soja, 1343 nucleotides. RefSeq names its product superoxide dismutase [Fe], chloroplastic-like. The record is from RefSeq and is a predicted model, not a curated record. Lineage: Eukaryota; Viridiplantae; Streptophyta; Magnoliopsida; Fabales; Fabaceae. Gene Ontology annotation, biological process: superoxide metabolic process. Gene Ontology annotation, cellular component: chloroplast nucleoid. Gene Ontology annotation, molecular function: superoxide dismutase activity; metal ion binding. The transcript is spliced from 9 exons. Bases 123 to 1067 code for a protein of 314 amino acids.
UACAUGUAGUAGUGCAGUACUGCCUGGUCUUAUGCUGUAGUGCUGUACUAGUGUUACGCCCGAGUAGAUUAGGAGAGCCAAAAAACUUUUGAAACAGCUCACUCGGAAGCAGAGCAGAAUAGAUGAAUUUGUUAUCGCAAUCCACUGCCCCUUCUACUUCUCUAUCACCUUCCUGUUUUCUUCCACGCCACCCUCAUGGUUCCACCUCAGGGUUCUCUUCUGGUACCUUCAAAUUCUUGAAGAAAGAGAGUAGAUGUCUAAGGAAAGCUGGACGUACUAAAAUCACUGCAAAGUUUGAGCUGAAGCCACCACCAUAUCCUUUGAGUGCUUUGGAGCCAAUUAUGAGUCAGGAGACACUCGAAUACCAUUGGGGGAAGCAUCAUAGGACUUAUGUAGAUAAUCUGAACAGGCAAAUUGAUGGAACAGAUCUAGAUGGGAAUUCACUGGAGAACACUAUAGUUAUUACGUACAAUAAGGGUGACAUUCUUCCAGCUUUCAACAAUGCAGCGCAGGCAUGGAACCAUGACUUCUUCUGGGAGUCCAUGAAACCUGGUGGUGGUGGAAGGCCAUCUGGGGAUCUUCUAAAUCUGAUUGAAAGAGACUUUGGUUCAUUCGAAAAAUUCCUUGAUGAGUUCAAGACUGCUGCUUCAACACAGUUUGGUUCAGGAUGGGCAUGGCUUGCAUAUAAAGAAAGCAGACUUGACGUGGAAAAUGCUGUGAACCCUCUUCAAUCUGAUGAGGACAAGAAGCUAGUUGUGGUGAAGACUCCCAAUGCUGUAAACCCCCUUGUUUGGAACUACUAUCAUCCACUCCUUACCAUUGAUGUUUGGGAGCAUGCUUACUUCAUUGACUUUCAGAACCAGCGCCGUGAUUAUAUAUCAGUUUUCAUGGAUAAGCUUGUGUCUUGGGAUGCAGUCAGCUCAAGACUUGAGCAAGCCAAGGCUCUAAUCAAGGAGAGAGAGAGAGAGGCUGAGAGGAAAAGAAGAGAGGAAGAAGAGAAACGGACAAGCAGUGAAGCCAUUCCUGAGAUAUAUUCUGAUGGUGAUGCUGACUUGGAUGCAGAAUGAGUAAUUUUAUUUGCAAAUAGAUGUAGUUUAAAAUUAUGUAUCCUUUGCACUAGCUAGGUGUGGUAUAGAGGCUCAAUCACUUCAAGCUGCAAAUUUUGUUUUAUGAUAAAUGUUGUAAUUUAGUGUUUCUUAGUUCAUUCAUGCAUUGAUGGCAUAAAGUCUGAUUUUAUAGAUUGUGUUUCAAAAACCAAUUAGACUUUGAGGUUGUCAGAAAAAAAUUUGUAUUUCUUUCUGAAAGGAAAAAAAAAAAUCUUACUCAGUUGAGCAUUGAUAGCA